AUGGCCGACAAAGACACCACCGUCCAUACGGGCGAGGGCACGCGAUCCAUCGACAUGGACACGCCGUCCUACACCGGCGCCCACGCCGUCCCGGCCCGCCCUGCUGGCUGGAUGUACAAGGGCUUCAAGAUCGGCAACACGGAGAUCUGGUACGCAUCGCCAAAGGUCCAGCUUCUCAUGGUGUCGAUCGUGUGCUUCCUGUGCCCCGGUCUGUACAACGCCUUGGGUGGCAUUGGUGGUGGUGGACAGCUCAACGCCAAGAUCCAAGACCACGCCUCGACAGCCACCUACUCCGUCUUCGCUUUUGUCGGUUUCUUCUCCGGCUCGUUUGCGAACAAGCUCGGUAUCAAGAUUACUCUAGCUAUCGGUGGUAUUGGCUACUCGCUCUACUCGGCUAGUUUCCUGUGCUACAACCACACUCAGAACGAGGGCUUCGUCAUCUUUGCCGGUGCUUUCCUGGGUCUUUGCGCUGGCCUGCUGUGGACUGCGCAAGGUGCUAUCAUGAUGUCGUACCCGCCCGAGAAGUCCAAGGGUCAGUACAUCAGUUGGUUCUGGAUCAUCUUCAACCUCGGAGGUGUCAUAGGUGCCAUCAUCGUUCUGGCCCAGAACAUCCACAACGACACCGGCACCGUCAAUGACGGCACCUACGUCGCUUUCAUCGUUCUCAUGUUGGCCGGCGCUGCUCUCGCCAUGUUCCUCUGCAACGCCGACAAGGUCAUUCGGGAUGACGGUUCAAAGGUCAUCAUCAUGAAGAACCCCACGUGGAAGUCCGAGUUCAUUGGUCUCUGGGAGUGCAUCUCCCUCUCCCCCUGGGUCGUUGCUCUCUUCCCCAUGUUCUUCGCCUCCAACAUCUUCUACACCUACCAGCAGAACGGUGUUAACCAGGCGCACUUCAACCUUCGAACACGCUCCCUGAACUCGCUGUUAUACUGGCUCUCCCAGAUCCUGGGUGCUAUUGUCUUUGGAUACGCUCUUGACUUUACCAAGGCCCGUCGAUCUGUCCGUGCCAAGGGUUCCCUGGCUAUGCUCUUUGUUCUUACCUUUGCUAUUUGGGGAGGCGGAUACGCUUUCCAGAAGAAGCAAGAUUCUCGAUCACUCACAAGCCAGGCAUCGUACGAGCCUGAGAAGAUGGACUGGACUAGUCCCGGCUUUAUCGGACCCAUGUUCCUCUACUUCUUCUACGGCUUCUACGAUGCCUGCUGGCAAACAAGCGUCUACUGGUACAUGGGAGCUCUGUCAAACUCGGGGCGGAGGGUUGCCAACCUAGCUGGCUUCUACAAAGGUAUCCAAUCUGCCGGUGCCGCCAUCUUCUGGCGGUUGGACGGGCUGGGUACUUCUUACGACACCCUGUUUGCCGUGACCUGGGCUAUUUGCGCUGCUUCCCUCCUUAUUGCGGCGCCCGUCAUCGUCUGGCAGAUCAAGGACACGACGGAGAUCGAACAGGAUCUGAAAUUUAGCGACGAGACCAUCGAGGACGUCGCGCCACCUGCGGUUCUCGAUGAGAAGCGCGCUCAUGACCCUACCGUUUGA
Molecule: messenger RNA, 1530 nt
Organism: Anthostomella pinea
Lineage: Eukaryota; Fungi; Ascomycota; Sordariomycetes; Xylariales; Xylariaceae
Source: the annotation of a GenBank genome assembly